Molecule: messenger RNA, 1653 nt
Organism: Orbicella faveolata
Lineage: Eukaryota; Metazoa; Cnidaria; Anthozoa; Scleractinia; Merulinidae
Biological process (GO): proteolysis
Molecular function (GO): zinc ion binding; metallocarboxypeptidase activity
Source: RefSeq, a predicted model, not a curated record
UUUCCUGUGUAUUUAUGUAAACAGAAAAAGGUGAAAACAAACUUUGGCAAGUUUGUAAAUCCGUACGUCAAUCGAUCCAAUGGCGGCAUCCCCAUCUUCUCUCAGGAGAGAAUUCAAGAAAGAGCUAAAAAGAAAGAGGAAUUGCAGCAGAGUAGCACGCAGGAAUCGGAGAGAAGAGAUUUUCUCGUGAAGUAUGCUGCUGAGGAGCCGCAAGACUCAGCACCAGUCCUUGCCGUGACGGAUGACACAGAGCUCAAUUUCAUCACCGCUCAAAGACGAGUUGCCUAUUACAUGUUCGCCGCCAAUAACCAUCCAAACUUGGGGAGCCACCCCUUUCAACCGCGCAGUACCCUCCCGACCAGUUCCCCCAAACACCUUGUAGAGCUGGACUCGUUUAAGUUCGAUUACCUAACGGGGGACGGGUACGGCUUCACCGUCCGUAUACCUGGGAGAAAACCGCAACGAGCUCGUACUCAAGACGUUCUAGAACGCGCCAGACAACACCCGCUUCAAACGUUCGAAGAGGUCAAGAGCAAACCAAGGAAAGGACAGGUUACACCUGCUUAUGCUAUCGACUUGACCAACGAACACGUUGCAUUCCCGAAUGUAACACUCGGGCGUCACUAUGGUAACGAUUCUGGGGAAGAGCCCGCCAAAAACAUUCUAAGGAGAGGGAUGACUGGUCAAUUCGAUAGAAACGUUCUUGAACGAAGAAGCAGGAAUUUUGCCAGAUCGCGUAGUGAACAUUGCAUGUUGGUCAGGAGUGAAGAUAACGAAGAGGUGAAAACACAAAGCGCUGGUCACAGACCGAGAAAUGAGAGGCCGCUGUUUGAACCUUCGGCGCCAAUUCCGUCGUACUCGCACGUCUCAACACCGCGUGUUAACCGCAAAAGAUGACGAACAACUUGGACCAAUCCCUGAAGCCACGGCGACGGUAUCGGGUAAUCAUUUUCUAUGAACCCUUCACCACCGGUCGAGAAAUGAGCGCUGCGUACAAGAUUCGAACGCUCUGACUGUAAACAACGGAGACAAGAGCCCAUUGUAGAGGGAACUGUGCAAAAGUCCAUUCUGUGAAUGACUUGGUAACUUGCUUGGUAACAGAAGGACGUAAAAGCACAAGUCACAAUGCUUUAUUCACUCUUAGCUGUUUACUUCAGCUGUGUUGUUCAGCAAGUAAUCUUGCAUAAGUUCCCCAAAGAGCAUAUGAAAGGAAAGUUCAUUGUAAGUUCAUGUGAAUGAGUUCUUAGUUUAACUGCCUUUCGUGUUUCUCAAGAAGAAAUGGAAGACAUUUAUAGUUACUGGACUCACAGAAGGAACAAUUUUGAAAAGAGUAACUUCUCCCUAUUAAAUUUCGUGUAAGAAGACUAUAUUUUUCAAUAAGGAUAAUUUUUUAAAGAAAUAUUGUACAGAGAGUUAAAUCAGUCUUGUUAAAACCCAUAUAUAUUUAUUGAUAAGGUAAAUGAACGUUGUUACGGGUUUAUGUACACCCAAAAAAAAAAAAUAUUGACAUUGUAUGAACCGUACAGUAGUUAAAGAAUGUGUUUUCUAUAAAAAAGAGUUUACAUCCUUGAUGUAUAUUACAUACUUAAAAGACAUCAGGUUAAGUAAGUAGUGAGUGAGGGAGAGGACGAAAUAAAAUACCACAACACCAAA